AUGACCGAGGGAAUGGAGGACUUCUCUGCAGGGCCAGCUCCCUCUCCUGGAACAGCCUCCCCCACUUGCUGUGCCCUUAGCGCCGGAGCGGUCCCAGAGGAGAAACCAGAGGAGCCGGAGGCAGCUGGCCAGAGCCCGGAGGAGGAGGAGGAGGAGGGGGGCGGUGGGGGGGGCGAGGAGCAUGUGGGGGCUCUGGGAGUCGUGGCCUUGCAGGGGACCUGCUGCGUGUGCAUAGAGGUGGAGCGGAUUAACCACUGCCUGCACUCGGAGAAAAUCUGCAUCCUGCCCAUCCUGGCCUGCCUGCUCAGCCUGGCCCUCUGCACGGCCGGACUCAAGUGGGUCUUUGUGGAUAAGAUCUUUGAGUAUGAAGCGCCCACUCACUUAGACGCUAAACCCAUCGGACAGGACCCCAUUUUGAUAUCAGUUGACCCUACGCUCGGAAUCACCGUGUCCAUCCCCCGGUCAGCGCCCUCCACCGUCUCCCUGACAACCACCGCUGCUAUCACCCCGGGACUUCCGGAGGUUUUCCUGGAGGAGAAGUCUGUGCUGAAUGAUGAACAGCUUGUGAUCGCAAACCAGAGUCCCCGCCCACAAACUACACAGGAGUUCAAUAAUAUCAUCCAAACUCUCUCUACUACCAGCACGUCCACCACCACCAGGACGUCCAGCCACAUCACGCGCUGCAGCGCCAGCCAGAGGAACUACUGCGUCAACGGGGGCCAGUGCUUCACGCUGGAGGUCAUGCCGGGCAGCACCAAGUUCCUCUGCAGGUGCUUGGCGGGAUUCACUGGGCACCGGUGUGAACAGGCAGUUCUUAGGAAAGUCCCAGAACCAAAACGUAUGUGCUACACUGUGUUCAACCCCACACGUCAUUGCUGGUGUCCCAACGAAUUUACUGGUGAUCGCUGCCAAAACUAUGUAAUGGCCAGCUUCUACAAAGCUGAGGAGCUGUAUCAAAAACGUAUUUUAACCAUAACAGGAAUCUGCAUUGCACUCCUAGUGGUUGGAAUCAUGUGUGUGGUUGCCUACUGCAAAACAAAGAAGCAAAGGAAGAAGCUACACGAGCGGCUGAGGCAGAGCCAGAGGAAGAGGAAGAACAACCCCCCCUCUGGCCCCCGCAGCAGCCAGAAGAGCUCUGCCCCCGGACACCCCCCCUCUAACGUGCUUCUGCAGGAUCUGAAGAGCAUCAAUCCGUGUAACGGGGGGGUGACGCAGUACGCAGCCGAGGACCCCGAGACCCCCCUCCCCACGAGCAAAUACGCCUCCCCCCUCGAGCCCACCACCUUCACACACAUCUCCAGCCAGAGCUGGAGUGAUGACUGGAGUGCUGUGUCGGAGACGGAGUCCUUCUCUGUGAAUUCACUGGCGGAGAGCAGCCAGCGCGCCCCCCCCGGCGCCCCCCCCCGGGGGCGGCUGAACGGCACGGCGGGGGCCGGGGACCUGACCAGAGACACGGCCAGUCCCAGCAGGAGUUGCCUUAAAGCCCAAGGUCUGUGUCUGCCAUGAGGAGCCUGUCAGAGUCCAGACCUGUUCCCAGACCCCCGGCUCCCCCCCCCCACAGACCUCGUCCCUCUCCGUCCCCCGGUGGCUGUGACCCUUCACCCCCAGAGGAGCGCUCCUGUCCAGCACCGGUCCUCAGAGCUGGAGUUUUCCCAAAAGUUUUCCCAAAGCUUUCCGGCCACGCGGCCUCACGCAGAAACCCAAAUAUCCCCCAAACAAAUAUCCCUAA
This is a messenger RNA of Menidia menidia (Atlantic silverside), 1729 nucleotides long. Lineage: Eukaryota; Metazoa; Chordata; Actinopteri; Atheriniformes; Atherinopsidae. The record is from the annotation of a GenBank genome assembly.